GACAGCGCCCCCUGUUGACACUACAGCCCCCGUACAGCCGUCAGACACAAGGAGACGUGUCCCACAGUCGUAGCAGGGCAGCGGUUCGCUUUACUCGGGCAGAUGGAGGCAGACAACACCGGGGGAAACAUGGGAGAGGCAGCAGACGUGGAGAUGGAAACGGCAGCAAACCCGUUUGAACCGUACAUGGAGUCUCUCCGCCAGCAGCUGGAGGAGCAGGACCCGGUGUUUCUCAUCGCACUGAUCGUCGCCCUGGCGGUUGUUGUCAUCACCUGUGUGUUUCUGAAGUACUUCCUGAGCAGUAAGACUGUCCGCAGCGCCGUGCUGCUGGUCGGACUGUGCGACUCCGGGAAGACGCUGCUCUUCAGCCGGCUGCUGUCAGGGAAGUUCAAGCGGACACAGACCUCCAUCACUGACAGCAGUGCUCCGUACAAAGCUAAAAAUGACAAAGCCAGCACCUGGACUCUCAUAGACCUGCCGGGACAUGACAGUCUUCGCCCUCAGUACCUGGAGAAGUUCAAGUCUGCAGCCAGAGCAAUCGUGUUUGUAGUGGACAGCGCCAUCUUCCAGAAGGAGGUGAGGGAUGUGGCAGAGUUCCUGUACGUCCUAUUGACAGAUGCUGUGAUCUCCAGAAAUGUUCCAGCCAUCCUGGUGGCAUGCAACAAACAAGAUAUCACCAUGGCAAAAUCAGCUAAACUGAUUCAGCAGCAACUGGAAAAGGAAUUGAACACCUUGCGGGUGACUCGCUCCGCAGCUCUCAGCUCUCAGGAUGGCUCUGUUGGUGGCAGCAUGUAUCUGGGAAAGAAAGGCAAGGACUUUGAGUUCAGCCAGUUGCCCAUGAAGGUGGAGUUCCUGGAGUGCAGCGCCCGCAGUAGCAAGGGUGAAGAGGGGGAGGCAGACAUCCAGACCUUGGAGAAAAGCCUGGCUAAGCUGUAAAACAAGAAACUCAACAUCCUCAGAGGCACAGACCUAAGAUCAGAUCACAACCGUGUCCACUGUCACCUCGAUAAUCAAAAGGAUGGACUCAUCCAUCUCAGUGGAGGUCUGACAGGAGUCAGACACGGUCCUAUCUUUACAUGACAUUAAAGUUAGAAGAACAUUUGAGACAUAUUCAGUGAGAAAACACCAAAAAAGACUGAAAGCUCUGAGCUGUCAGUUUGCUCUGCAGUGCUGAGAAAUGACCGUGUGCUUCUUCAAUACAAAUCUUACUGUGAACAACUAUUAUAACGCUUUAUUUGAAUUAGCUUAAAAGGAUUUUCAGAAAAUACAUUUGUGGUUUGCAAUUUCAAGAAAGUAUCAUAGUUUAUUUUGCAUUUUCUGUCUUUGCUCAUCUGACCUGUGGAAACAGGUAUGAAUUGCAUUUAUUCAUAAAUUUGAACGGUCAGAGUUGUGCCUUUUUUUCUAGUGUUCUUAAAGAAAAGUGUUUUGCUUGUUUGCAGAAGAAUGAUGGUUUACUUGAGUGGAAGAAUUUGCAUUUGCAAUGAAUGUAUGAAUCUGUCGAGUCAUAAAAGAAUGACGUUUCUGGAGUAGCUGAGCAUGUUUUAAAAAAACACACAAUAUAUAUUUGAUGCUUGAUAUUGUUCAGAGGGUAACAGAAGAAAAGUUCCAGUGUAAGUGAAGACAAAUCCAUGUUGCUGUUGUUAUGCAGUAAAAAUACAGUCACACAGACUUGUUUAACCGUGUAACAGUAAACAGAUUCAGCCUGUAAAGAUUCUUAGGCACAAAAUAGAAUUUACUCAUGUACAGAAAAAGAUUUCAUUGCUCUAUCUAUAGCAUAAUUACAUGAGGGGUUUGUGGGGUGUCAGUUCACAAGAUGCUACUUCACAUUCAUUUAAAAAACUGCACCACUGUUCCUCAGAGCAAUUAAAAAUGUGUUGCUGU
Messenger RNA from Paralichthys olivaceus (Japanese flounder), 1881 nucleotides. RefSeq names its product SRP receptor subunit beta (gene srprb). Gene Ontology annotation, cellular component: cytoplasm; Golgi apparatus. Gene Ontology annotation, biological process: vesicle-mediated transport; intracellular protein transport. Gene Ontology annotation, molecular function: GTP binding. The record is from RefSeq and is a predicted model, not a curated record. Lineage: Eukaryota; Metazoa; Chordata; Actinopteri; Pleuronectiformes; Paralichthyidae.